UGGAUGAACUCCCAAUGAUUUACAGCUGUUGUAUAUUUGUGUACUGCAUGUUUGAAUGUUUCAAGAUGAAGAACUCUGUAAACUACCACCUGCUUUUUAUCUUAGUUCUAUUCAGUUUAAUAGUAACCACAGUUUACCUUAAGGUAAAGGAGCCUAUAUUCCAUCAGGUCAUGUAUGGAAUGUUGGUCUUCACAUUAGUACUUCGAUCUAUUUAUAUUGUUACAUGGGUUUAUCCAUGGCUCAGAGGACUGGGUUAUACAUCCUUGGGCAUAUUUUUAAUGGGGUUUCUAUUAUGGAACAUAGAUAACAUCUUUUGUGAUUCACUGAGGAACUUUCGAAAGAAGGUGCCACCUAUCAUGGGUGUUGCCACACAGUUUCAUGCAUGGUGGCAUAUUUUAACUGGCCUUGGUUCUUAUCUUCAUAUCCUUUUCAGUUUAUAUACAAGAACUCUUUACCUGAAAUACAGGCCAAAAGUAAAGUUUCUCUUCGGAAUCUGGCCAGUGAUCCUUUUUGAGCCUCUCAGGAAGCACUGAUGAAUUAUUCCACCAAGAAAACAAAAAAGCACCGACCAUAGGCCUGGCCAAAUGAAUAAGGAAAUCCUUAAAGAUCUACACAUUCAAAUAUAUUAUGACCAUCAGAGUAAAGAGUGACUUUCUGAGUAAUGCUGCCAGUCACGCAGAGAAUAAGGAAUGGGGCAUGUUGGAUGUUUAGCUUGUGUCUUUAUCUCAUUGUCCUUCUCCUCCUCACCCUCACUCUAAAAUGUU
Messenger RNA from Enhydra lutris kenyoni (northern sea otter), 764 nucleotides. RefSeq names its product alkaline ceramidase 3. Lineage: Eukaryota; Metazoa; Chordata; Mammalia; Carnivora; Mustelidae. The record is from RefSeq and is a predicted model, not a curated record. Bases 15 to 533 code for a protein of 172 amino acids. Gene Ontology annotation, biological process: phytosphingosine biosynthetic process; ceramide metabolic process. Gene Ontology annotation, cellular component: endoplasmic reticulum membrane. The transcript has 8 exons.